Molecule: messenger RNA, 1220 nt
Organism: Mauremys mutica (yellowpond turtle)
Lineage: Eukaryota; Metazoa; Chordata; Testudines; Geoemydidae
Gene: TMEM11
Product: transmembrane protein 11
Exons: 2
Coding region: 245-829 (194 amino acids)
Biological process (GO): inner mitochondrial membrane organization
Cellular component (GO): mitochondrial inner membrane
Source: RefSeq, a predicted model, not a curated record
CUAGCGCCACCCGGCUCGUCCCAAACUGGGAAGCGUCCCCGCCUUGCCGCGCGCAGGACUACAUGUCCCAUGGGCCGCAGCGCGGCGCAGAGCAUGGUGGGGGUUGUAGGCCGCUCGGGCGGCGGCCGCGCUCCCUCAGUGUCUCCGGCCCCGCGACCUGGACUCCAUUUCCCGGCAGGCUCGGGCGCGGGCCCGGGCCCUCUUGGCGGAGAGACAUUUGCGACUCGAGCCGAGAGUCUCCAAGAUGGCGGCGUGGGGAAGGAGGCGCGCUGGCCCCGGCAGCAGCAGCAGUGGCAGCGGCGGUAGGGAGAGGAUCAUCUUGUCCUCCACGGAGUGUUACAUUGUGCAUGAAAUCUACAAUGGGGAGAAUGCUCAGGACCAGUUUGAGUACGAGCUGGAGCAGGCCCUGGAAGCACAGUACAAAUAUAUAGUGAUAGAGCCCACUCGCAUCGGUGACGAGACCGCUCGCUGGAUCACCGUUGGGAACUGCCUGCACAAGACCGCCGUCCUAGCAGGCACUGCUUGUCUCUUCACCCCUCUGGCACUUCCAGUAGAUUAUUCCCAUUACAUCUCCCUGCCUGCUGGCGUGCUGAGCAUGGCCUGCUGCACCCUCUACGGUAUCUCCUGGCAGUUUGACCCCUGCUGCAAGUACCAAGUGGAGUAUGAUGCCUAUAAACUUUCCCGCCUGCCCCUGCAUACGCUCACUUCCUCCACUCCUGUGGUGCUGGUGAGAAAGGAUGACCUGCACAGAAAGAGACUGCAUAACACGAUAGCACUCGCUGCCCUGGUGUACUGUGUAAAGAAGAUCUAUGAACUCUACGUUGUAUGACUUCAGUAGGGAAAAGAGAAACCCACAAAGACAAGUGUAUUAAGACUCCCACAGUAACAUUUUUUUCCCUCUGAGAAGCAGUGGAGACUGGGAAGGCAUUUGGUUUAAUAGAGUUGUUAUUUUUAAAAUAACACAUCACUGGUGCACCAAAGUUUUUCAGUUCUUCAUUACUCUUAAGAUGUGGAUCUGCAGUGGCUUGAGAGCUGUAUGCUAGGCUGUGGGAGCCAAAUCCAGCAGUGGAACGUUGAUGGAAGAAAACUAUAUAAAGGGGGUGUGAAAGGUUUUUUGUUUUGUUUUUUUGGGGAGGGAAAACCUUUAAGUAUAUUGUUUAAUUGUAUACACAGAACCAGCCCAAAGUUAUCAUUGACCAUUAAAAGAUGAGAAUUUCAAA